AUCGCUCUUUGACCUUUACCGUCUCCCAAUAAAAAACAAAAUUUAUAUAAUAAACACUGCAAAUCAGCCGAUGAUAAAAUUAGUGUAGUCUCCGAAAUAUCAUCAACCGCAGUCAUUUGUAACUAUUUUCAUCUACAGCGCAAACACUACUUUAUUACUGUGACGAAAUCCAGUGAAUUUUAAUCCCGCUACUGUAAACUGUUCCUCUUUUGUAAAACAUGUCCCUUCUAUCGCAUAAUUAAGAUUGGAACUAUCGGUGGAUUUUACAAAGUUAAUCAUCUAGAACAGUCUAAAUGUUUUUCUUUAUAGUGUGUGUGUGCUUUCCUAGAUAGUAGAAUGUAAACAGUACUCUAGCUAUGGUCAGUGUUUGAUCCAUCCCAUAUCGGAAUUUCAACUUCUUAUCUUAGAAACAUAAUGCGCGAUUUGGCACAUAAACGAAUCUUGCUUGGCCACAAUAUUUGUGACUGGCUUCCAGCUUGCUGUCUUUCCAAUAUGGCGCCGAAUCAUGAGUAUUUUGAUGGUGAAUUGAAGAUUGAAGUUUUUACCAAAAAACUCGACAACAUCUAUGAAAUUUUUUGCAAUGCAGUCGAUAAGAAGUCGACUACUGCCAAGGAAAGGGAGAAUUUUCUAAAUUUGAAGAAUGAUUUAUUAAUUAUGUUUGAAGAAGUGAUUCACAUGACCCUUCCUGUCCAUAAAUCCGAUGCAGUUCAGCCACAAAACGUAAUGGAAUUGAUUUCUAGUUUAAGUCUAGAAUUUGCAGCUUUCCGAGAAGACAUUAAUAAUAGAGUGGAUAAUAUCGCCAAGAAGGUUUUCCUGAAAAAUGAUGUAAUUGAGAAUGAUGGCAUUGUUCUAGCCAGUAAAUCUAGUUUUUGUCGAGAAGUUGUGAACACCCAGAUAGAAACCGAUGUGGAAACAUACGUCUCAAUGGCGUGUAAUGGCAUGGCUACAUCGAUGACAGAUGGACGUAAAUUGCAAAAUAGAUUAUCUAUAAAAAGGUAUGGAAAAUAUGAAUCUAAACCUGCUUUGAACGGUUUAAGACAGAAAUCUAAAUUUAAAAAAUGGAAUAAAAAACCGAUGAUGGAAGCUACUGUCUUGUCUGGAUUAAAUCCUGAAACAACUGGGAAAGAGUGGGAAAAGCUGUAUGUUGCCGUAUUGUACAUCAUCAAGCACAAAGUGGGAGCGAACAGCAGGGGUUAUUCAAUGGACACCGAGGAUUUGUACGAGUAUGCGCAAGAAGCGUUCUGUAUGUCUGACGUUGACCACAAAAGGUUGUUCAACGUUGCCCAGGAUAAGAAGCCUCCAAUUCUUGUGCUGAACGUAAUUGUAGUAGAGGCUCAAGAUCUCCAAGCAAAAGACCCGAAUGGUUUCAGCGACCCCUACUGCAUGUUGGGCAUCCAACCGCGCAACACUGUUGACGGACGAAGCAGCUCAGAUGACGAAUUGGUGACAAGCACCAAAGAAAAAAGGCCCAAACACAACGGCAACUUCAAGAGUACUGGAACUCCCCUCUGGAUCAGAAUUCCAGGUGUCAGCAUCUCUGAAGCACUCCCAGAAAAUUUUUCUCGGGUGACAUCGGUGAAGUCACAGACACGCAAUCCCCGAUGGAAUGAGCAAUUUAGACUAGACAUUGAAGAUAUCCGGACAGAUACGUUUCAUUUAGAUAUUUGGGAUCAAGAUGAUGAGUCCUCAGUCUUUGAUGCAGCCGGAAAAUUAAAUGAAGUAUCAAGUCUAAAAGGUGUAGGAAGGUAUUUUAAACAAAUUGCCCAAUCUGCGCGUACAAGUAAUGGCGAGAAUGUUGAUGAUUUUCUGGGAUGCAUAAGUAUUCGUCUGCAGGACAUUCCUUCUUCUGGGUUGGACCAUUGGUUUGAUCUGGAAGGAAGGACAGAACGGUCAAGCGUCCAGGGCCAGAUCCACCUGAAGCUCUCUUUCAGCACCCGAGAUGCCAAAGAAGGUAACAAUGACGAAGGUAAUUGGAAAGAGGUGGUCGAACUCAUGGAACUUAUGUGGAUUUUCAUCCAACAUGCGUUGAAACAACAUAUUGGUCCGAGCUAUGAAUGGACAGGAAGCUUAUUUCAACCUGCACUCGACAUUUUGCAUCAGCAUGCAAUUCAUGGCGACGUUACAGAACUUCAGCAGGCUCUGUGUCGUUGGAUCACGUACAGCAAGCUACUCACGGAAGUGCCGCUCGAUUAUGCCUUACUUUGCCAACUACUAGAAGACAUUGCCCAAGCUUGGGGGGAUGAAGAGAAUCCACUCUCCAGAGUAGAGGAAACUGCCCUUGCAGAAUCUUUCAGUAUUUUUCUGGACUACUGUCUGAAAAUAAUUCAAGGGCUUCGCGAUCACUUUCCACCAGAGAAGAACUUCACACGGCACAAACUUGCACACUUUCUCAAGUGCCUUUGUUCUCUUCACGACCAACGAGCAUUCCGAUGCUGCUGUCCCACCAGACUUGAUUUGCAAGAAGAAAUAACAUGUUGUUUGAAAGAAGGAACGCUAAAUUGGUUUAAUGCUCAGGUUGCUAAUGCACAAUCUAAACAUGAAAAGGAUUCGAAGUGGAGUCUGAGAAGUCUAACAGACCUCAUCAAUAUUCUCAACACAGAUGUCUACAAUGGCUACCGGCAUUACAAUGAAAAAUUCGAAAGCAUCAUUGGCAUUUCAUAUUCAAUAAUCGUAUACAAACAACUUGAAAAAAUGGUGAGUGACGUCAUGAGUCACAAGAUUCAAGAUACCUGUAGCACCCUUGAGCCUGAGGAAGAUUCGGAUUUGGAGUCUGAGUACAUGAAGAUAGCCACGGUCACUUUUGAGUUAUAUAUGGCUUUGCAAGAGUUCAUCAAAUUCAAGGACAAUUUGCCAUCGGAGGAAAUAAAAGAUUUAAGUCUAGUGAAUUAUCACCUUUGGUUCAAGGACGCAGUGGAUCAUUGGUUCGUCGUUGCCAAAACGAAAUCACAAAUAAGGAUAAAAAAGGCUGUAGAACUGGAUGAGAUUACAUUUUUGGACAAAUACGUGAAGUACAGUACUUCUGCUGUUGACACCGAAACAUGUUUCGUUCAAAUUAAAGAAUUUUGGAAGCAACUAUCAUGGCCUGAUCCGGUAGGAUCUUUUUCUUUCGUAAAGAAAGCUAUAGAGAUAAUAUGCGAAGACACUGUUCACUAUGCAAAAUUAUGCCAAGAGAAUCUUGAAAAGAUUAUAAAGGCUGAGUCACAGGAUGAUGUGACUGACAAAUUCUGCGUCACUGUAAACAACAUGGAGCAUGUUCUGCAGACCUUAAGGACUUUUGAAGAUGAACUGGGAAUCGAACAGAUAAUCAAAACUUUGAAUUUGAACCAAAGCUGCUGUACAGCUACCCAGCGUCGUGAUGCCAUAUAUGACCUCAUCAGUAAAUCUGAAGAUGACGUCAGAGAUAUAAUUUUGACUAUUAUUUGUGAUAUGGUAGAAAAGCUGAGGCCAAACUUAAAGAAGCUUGUUUUUGAUCUUGCUUGGGCACCUGACAAAUUAGAUGCGGAAGAUGUGAUCUGUCCCUUGUUGGAGAACCUGGACGCUACUCUUCAGACCCUCUACAACAACUUGCUUCAAUCCAACUUCGACAGGCUCUUGAAUACUAUGUGGACAGUAUUAAUGCAGGAACUGAUGGAAACAGCACAAAGUAACAUUGGUUAUGUGAAAGAGCGUCUGACAUUCUUCGAUCGCUUGUAUUCGUCUUUAAAAAUUCUCGUGGAUUUCUUCCAUGACAGUGGAAAAGGCCUUUCUCUAGAACGUAUUCAAAAUACACCUUAUCAGGAUCUAUUUCACAUGUUGAAGUUACAAAAAUCCGAAACACGACAUCUAAUUGAGCUUUAUACUCUUGAAAAGUUUGAAGAACAACAAAAAUUAAUGGAAUCCACUUAUGGUGUUUUGACAGUGAAAGCUUCGUAUAACUCAGCAACCGAAAGUCUAUUCAUAUAUAUUUUGAAUGCUAAAAAGCUGAUUCCUUUGGAUCCUUCUGGUUUCAGUGAUCCUUUUGUAAUUAUCGAGCUUGUGCCCAGGCACUUUUUUCCUAACUGUGUUAAGCAGAGUACCAACGUACAGAAGAAGACUUUAUUUCCUUUGUUCGAUGAAGCGUUCGAAUUUGCGAUACCAGUCGACUUGCUGCACCGUGAGGGUGCUGGGCUGUGCUUCAGUGUCAUGGACCACGACAUGGUGACGAAGGACGACUUCGAGGGUGAGGCUUUCCUGCCCCUCUGCAACAUCCCAGAGUCCUCCUCGGAAGAGAUGAAACUGUUCGAACUUUGCCUCAUGCAACCAAAUGAUAAAAAUGAAAUUAUUGAAGUCUUAACUGCAAGAACUUGGGACAAAGAUGCUCAGGAUUUCGUCAAUAGUUUUCAAUAUUAGACGAUCUUUUAUUAUAAUAAUAUAAAUUGUAUUCAAGAAAUAUCCAAAAACCUUUUUAAUUCACCAAUGACAAAUACUAAACAAAAAAUACGAA
Argiope bruennichi is the source of this 4462-nucleotide messenger RNA. RefSeq names its product BAI1-associated protein 3-like. Bases 415 to 4368 code for a protein of 1317 amino acids. NCBI's taxonomy places the organism in Eukaryota, Metazoa, Arthropoda, Arachnida, Araneae, Araneidae. The record is from RefSeq and is a predicted model, not a curated record. The transcript has 30 exons.